AAGUAAUGCUUUUACUUACACAAGGGAGGGUACCUCCAGGAGAAAGGAGAAAGAGUAACUUUGCUUACGUCUUUCUCUAUCGAUGAAUCAGCUACCCGCGGCCGGCCCGAGCAUCGAUGAGCAGAAAAGAUCGUCGACGUUUCCCCCCAUCUUUACUCCGUACUACCAUCUUCAUUUUUGACUCUACUGUAAAGCAAACAUGGCAACCGGCGACAUUGGUCUUAUUGGUUUGGCCGUUAUGGGUCAAAAUCUGAUCCUUAAUAUGAACGACAAGGGAUUCACCGUUGUUGCAUACAAUCGUACUACUGAGAAGGUUGACCGUUUCCUGGCUAACGAAGCGAAAGGCACCAAAAUCCAGGGUGCUCACUCCAUUCAGGAGCUUUGCUCGAAACUUAAAACACCCCGCAAAAUCAUUCUCCUCGUCAAAGCCGGACAGGCUGUAGACGACUUUAUUGCUCAGCUCAUACCUCACCUUGAGAAGGGCGACAUUGUUAUCGAUGGUGGUAAUUCUCAUUAUCCGGAUUCCAUCCGCCGCACGAAAGAAUUGGAGGCUAAGGGCCUCCUUUUUGUUGGUUCUGGUGUUUCCGGUGGUGAGGAGGGCGCACGCCAUGGUCCUUCCCUCAUGCCCGGUGGUUCCCCAGCUGCUUGGCCACAUAUCAAAGAGAUUUUCCAGAAGACCGCUGCUCAAGCAUACGGUGAACCUUGCUGUGAUUGGGUUGGUGAGACUGGUGCUGGACAUUACGUCAAGAUGGUUCACAACGGUAUUGAAUACGGUGACAUGCAGCUUAUUGCUGAGGCAUACGAUAUUCUCAAGCGCGGUUUGGGAUUAAGUGAGGACGAAAUUGCCGACAUUUUCCUGAAGUGGAACAAGGGUGUUCUUGAUUCUUUCUUGAUCGAAAUCACCGCAGACAUACUCAAGUUCAAGGAUGACGAUGGCGAGCCGGUUGUCGCCAAGAUCUUGGAUAAGGCUGGUCAGAAGGGUACUGGCAAGUGGACUGCCAUAGCUGCUCUCGAUGCUGGAUCACCUGUCACUCUCAUUGGCGAGGCUGUUUUCGCUCGUACUUUGUCUGCCCUCAAGGAAGAGCGUACUCGUGCUAGCAAAGUCAUCGCCGGUCCCCAAAAGGAGCCAUUCCGCGGUGACAAGCAGAUGUUCAUCGAUGACCUGGAGCAGGCUCUUUACGCAUCUAAGAUCAUCUCCUAUACCCAAGGGUUCAUGUUAAUGCGGCAGACCGCAAGCGACCUUGGAUGGAAUCUCAACUAUGCCGGAAUUGCCUCUAUGUGGCGUGGUGGAUGUAUCAUCAAAAGUGUGUUCUUGAGUGACAUCACCAAAGCAUACAACAACAAUCUCAAACUUGAGUCUCUUCUGUUCGAUGACUUCUUCAACAAGGCGGUCCACAAGGCCCAGCCUGGAUGGAGACGUGUGAUUGCCCAGGCGGUCCUCUGGGGUAUUCCUACGCCUGCAUUUAGCACUGCUCUUGCCUUCUUCGACGGUUACAGGAGUGACAUUGUUCCUGCCAACCUUCUUCAGGCUCAGCGGGACUACUUUGGUGCCCACACCUUCCGUGUUCUGCCUGGCAAAGAGAACGCGAAGUUCAAGAAGGGUGAAGAUAUUCAUGUUAAUUGGACCGGUCGUGGCGGGUCCGUUUCUGCCUCCACUUACAACACAUAGAGUUUGUUGGGCAGGUCGUCUUAGAAUCUUAUCUGUGCCACUAUCCCCCAGUGUUGUUCUACUAGCAAAGGAGAAAUGUACAGUAUAUACUCAAC
This is a messenger RNA of Lentinula edodes (shiitake mushroom), 1764 nucleotides long. Its product is annotated as 6-phosphogluconate dehydrogenase. Gene Ontology annotation, molecular function: NADP binding; phosphogluconate dehydrogenase (decarboxylating) activity. The record is from RefSeq and is a predicted model, not a curated record. The transcript is spliced from 11 exons. Bases 200 to 1669 code for a protein of 489 amino acids. NCBI's taxonomy places the organism in Eukaryota, Fungi, Basidiomycota, Agaricomycetes, Agaricales, Omphalotaceae. Gene Ontology annotation, biological process: pentose-phosphate shunt, oxidative branch; pentose-phosphate shunt. Gene Ontology annotation, cellular component: cytosol.